This is a messenger RNA of Culex quinquefasciatus (southern house mosquito), 2754 nucleotides long. RefSeq names its product pre-mRNA-processing factor 40 homolog A (gene Prp40). The record is from RefSeq and is a predicted model, not a curated record. Gene Ontology annotation, biological process: mRNA cis splicing, via spliceosome. Lineage: Eukaryota; Metazoa; Arthropoda; Insecta; Diptera; Culicidae. The transcript has 3 exons. Gene Ontology annotation, cellular component: U2-type prespliceosome; U1 snRNP. The coding region runs from base 86 to 2533 and encodes 815 amino acids. Gene Ontology annotation, molecular function: RNA binding; protein binding.
UGCGUUCACACGCUCAAACGUCAAAUUUUUCGACAGCGACGCGGCGGCUUUCGGUUUUUCGCGAGUGGAAUCUGUGCGCGUUAAAAUGUCCGUUCCGCCGGUGCAGCCGUUUCCGGCGAUGGUUCCGUUCAGUGUGCCGCCGCCGACGGCCAUGGCCGCGAUGCCGGUUAGCGAGUGGACCGAGCACAAGGCGCCGGACGGCCGGAUGUACUACUACAACAGCAAGACGAAGCAAAGUCUGUGGGAGAAACCGGACGAGUUGAAGUCUCCGGCGGAGAAGCUGUUGGCGGCUUGCCCGUGGAAGGAGUACAAGUCGGACCAGGGCAAGGUGUACUACCACAACGUGAACACGAAGGAGUCGCAGUGGGUGGCGCCGUUGGAGUACUCCGAGCUGAAGGACAAGGUCGAGGCGGAACGGUUGGCGGCGGAAGCGGCCAAGGCAGCGGCGGUCAAAACGUUGGGCGCGGUGGCUGCGGGGCUGCCGUUGAUGAUUCCACCGGUGGUGCUUCCGGUGGUUUCGCCGGCGAUUGGGGGCGAUUCGCUCGGGUCGUUUUCGGGCGUGAUGCCGGGUUCGGCGGAGAACAGCUCGUCGGCGCUGGAUCAGGCGAUGGCGGCGACGUUGGCAGCGAUUGAGGUUCCUGAAGAGCCGGCACCGUCGAAGGGUGCGGUCGAGGAGGUGCCUCCUGUUGAGGAGGAGCCGGUCAUUGAGUUCAAAGACAAGAAGGAGGCGAUUGAAGCAUUUAAAGAGUUUCUCAAGGAGAAGAACAUCCCGUCGAGUGCGAGUUGGGAGCAGUGCGUCAAGAUAUGCCAGAAGGACCCCAAGUUUAACGUAUUUAAGAAGCUCCAGGAGAAGAAGCAAGCAUUCAACGCUUACAAAACCCAGAAGCAAAAGGACGAAAAGGAGGAACAACGGUUGAAGGUCAAACGCUGCAAGGAAGAUCUGGAAAAGUUCCUCAUGACCUCCGAAAAGAUGAACUCGACCAUGAAGUUCUACCGCUGCGACGAACUGUUCGCCAGUCUGGACGUGUGGAAGUCCGUCCCGGAGCAGGACCGCCGAGACAUCUACGAGGAUUGCAUCUUCAACCUGCAAAAACGCGAAAAGGAAGAAUCGCGCCUCCUUAAAAAACGCAACAUGCGCGUCCUCGGUGAACUGCUCGAGGCCAUGACCACCGUCUCGUACCAAACGACCUGGUCCGAGGCCCAAGUCAUGCUUCUCGAAAACGUCUCCUUCAAAAGCGAUGUCAACCUGCUCGGCAUGGACAAGGAGGACGCCCUGAUCGUCUUCGAAGAGCACAUCCGCGCCCUCGAACGCGAAGAAGACGAAGAAAAGGAGCGCGAGAAGAAGCGCACCAAGCGUCAACAGCGCAAAAACCGCGACCAGUUUCUCGCCCUCCUCGACGGCCUCCACGAGGAAGGAAAACUAACAUCCAUGUCCCUUUGGGUCGAACUCUACCCCAUCAUCUCCGCCGAUCUGCGCUUCUCCGCCAUGCUCGGCCAAAUCGGCUCCACCCCGCUCGACCUGUUCAAAUUUUACGUCGAAAACCUGAAAGCUCGCUUCCACGACGAAAAGAAGGUCAUCAAGGAGAUACUCCGCGAGAAGGAAUUCUUCGUCCAAUCCACCACGACCUUUGAAGAUUUCGCGACCGUCGUGUGCGAGGACAAACGCUCCGCCACCCUGGACGCCGGCAACGUCAAACUGACCUACAAUUCCCUGCUGGAGAAGGCGGAAGCAGCCGAGAAGGAACGGCUCAAGGAGGAAACGCGCCGUAUUCGUAAGCUCGAAAGUGAACUCAAAAGUAUCUGGAUUGAGGCAGGGUUGUCGGCGGUGGACAGUUGGGAGACGGCCCAGAAGUUGGUGGCCGACCUGGAGGUGUACGAUCUGUACGAGCAGGAGGACAAGGUCGAGCGGUUGUGGGAGGAGUUUAUUAAGGAGGCGGAGGAUUCGUGCAGUCAUCACCAUUCGCGGUCCAAGAAGAAGAAGAACCGGAAGCACAAGAAGAAGUCGCGGUCGUCGUCCAAGUCGGACUCCGACCAGUCCGAGCCCGAGUACGAAAAGCCCGCCAAGUCGUCGAAAAAGUCGCGCAAAUCCCGCUCCCGGUCACGUUCCAAAUCGGCCGGGGCCAUGUCCCCUGGCGGUGGCGCCGAAUCGGAACCGAUGAGCGACGCCCCGAGUGAGCGGGGCGAGCGCAAGCGCAAAAAGAAGAAGAAGCACCGCAAGCACUCGUCGCGCUCGCCGUCCUUCGAGGAGGGUUCGCUUGCGGCGGCCGAUUCGCGGAACGGCGCUGAACUCGCAGGGUCGCGGUCACCGUCGCCGGAGGUUGAGCGGAAGAAGAAAAAGAAAGACAAAAAGAAGAAGGACAAGCGACGUUCGCGGUCCGGAAGUCGCGGCAGUGGGCGAUCCCCGAACGGGCACGGCAACGGUGGAUCCCGUUCGCCGCGGGAAGAUGACGGAGCGGCACUGUCGGAGUCGGAGCUGGAAUCGCAACGGGCUGCCCUGUUGGCUCAGCUGAACGAGCAGAUGAUGGACGAAUGACGACCUGGUGCCGGUGGCGGUGAGUUUUGGUGGGAUGAGAAGACAAAUUGUGCACGUAGAAGAAGGAAUUAAUGGCAUUAGAAGAGUGAAUGAUGUAGCAGCAGCAGCACCAGCAGCAAUUUUUACAAGUAAUUGUAUCUCUUAAAAGAAAAACAAACAAUAGAUGUGACCACUGUGUGUGACGCAAUCAGCGUGUGCGAGUUUUUAGUUUGAUAAGCCAA